AGGUGGAAAGCCCUCGUCAGAUUGCAAGAUGACUCAAACUCUGACUGCUGCCCGGAAGUUUUUGCAACUCUUUCCUGUUUGUCACGACUUCUGUGUCAGCGUGUAAACUGGCCAUUUGCCCUCGGUUCCGUGAGGUUCGUGUUGUUAUUGAUUCUCCAGCUGCGAUCCUCCCGACUGACGGACGGACUGACUGACUGACUGCCGGGUGUGCGUACUGCGCCGCCGAGAAGAGGCGCCUCCUCCAUCUCUCCACUCCCGCAGCGGAGGGAACAUAUUCUCAGUCAGCAUGACACAAAUGUCAGGAUUUGUGAGUUGAUAGCGCGCUACACUUGAGGCUCUGGACGCUUGAGUUCGCGAGUGGGAUGUUCUCCUGAGUUCAAUUUCACAUUCUGACAAAGGCUUUUCUGAGAAUUACCCACCUGACAACACACAAUGGCUAACAGUAUAAUUGUGGAGCAGCAGUUUUCUCACAAGUUCACAGUGACAGUGGCUCGGGCUGAGAGCGUCACCAAGGGAGCGCUGGGUGACCUGUUGGACACCCCGGAUCCAUAUGUGGAGCUGUACAUCCCGACGGCCCCAGAGAGCAGAAAGAGGACCAAGCACAUUGACAACGACAUCAACCCAAAAUGGGACGAGACCUUUCAAUUCAUAUUAGACCCCAACCUGCAGAACGUCAUGGAGUUAACAUUAAUGGACGCCAACUAUGUGAUGGAUGAGACACUUGGGACGGCGUCCUACGACAUCACCAAGCUCCCAGUGGGCCAAACAAAGACGGAGGCUUUCCUCAUUGGCAAAGCAACCAAAGUGUACUUAGAGAUGUCGCUGGAGAUCUGCACUAAACUGGACCUGCGGUUCAGCUUGGCCCUGUGUGACAAAGAGAAACAGUUCAGACAAACCCGCAGAGAGAGAGUGAUGCUGGGCAUCAAGAAGCUGCUGGACAUGGAGAAGCCCCGUUUCCUCCCCAGCUCUCCAAAGGAGGUUCCAGUGAUAGCUAUCGCAGGCUCCGGAGGAGGUUUCCGGGCCAUGGUCGGUUUCUCGGGUGUCAUGAAGGCCCUGUUUGAGUCCGGGGUUCUGGACUGUGCCACGUACGUCGCCGGCCUCUCCGGAUCCACAUGGUACAUGUCCGCACUCUAUUCCCACCCCGACUUUCCAGAUAAGGGCCCAAAGGACAUCAACAAGGAGCUGAUGAAUAGAGUUAGCGGUAACCCCCUGAGGCUGCUGAUGCCCCAACACAUCACCAACUACAUCCAGGCCCUGUGGAGCAAAAAGGCCCUAGGGCAGCCUGUUACCUUCACUGAUAUCUUCGGUAUGCUCAUAGGAGAGACGCUUGUACCUGCGAGGAUGGACAUCAAGCUAAGUGACAUCCAGGGGAAAAUAAACCAGGCCCAGUGUCCGCUCCCUCUCUUCACGUGUCUGCACGUCAAGCCAGAUGUCUCUGAGCUCAUGUUUGCAGACUGGGUGGAGUUCAGCCCGUAUGAAAUUGGAAUGGCAAAGUACGGCACCUUCAUGACCCCAGACCUGUUCGGGAGCAAGUUCUUCAUGGGAACAGCUGUGAAGAGAUACGAGGAGAACCCUCUUCAUUUUCUGAUGGGUGUGUGGGGAAGUGCCUUCUCCAUUCUGUUUAACAGAGUGCUGGGAGUCAAGGACACAGUCGGUGGCAGCACCAUGGAGGAGGAGUUAGAGCAGAUCAAACCGCAGCACAUUGUCGGAGAGGACAGCAUGGACAAUGAGGACGAGCCGCGCAAAGGUGGGAGAGAGAACCAGGAGGCAGAGGACGAUUUCAACCGCACCGCUCAGGCCAGCUGGGUCCAGCGAAUGAUCACAUCGCUCUUCAGUGACUCUUCGUUGUUCAACACAAGAGAAGGCCGAGCCGGGAAGGUGCAUAACUUCAUGCUGGGCUUGAACCUGAACACCAGCAUCCCUUUCUCUCCGGCCAACGAGGUCACGUGUCACGCAUCUCCACCUGAGGAGGAGGUUGAUGCCGUCACAGACCCGGAUGAGUUUGAUCGUAUCUACGAGCCCCUGGAUGUGAAGAGUAAGAAGAUCCAUGUGGUGGACAGUGGUCUGACCUACAACCUGCCCUACCCUCUCAUCCUGCGGCCGCAGCGUGGCGUCGACCUCAUCAUCUCCUUCGACUUCUCUGCACGGCCGAGUGACUCCAGCCCCCCGUUCAAGGAGCUGCUGCUUGCAGAAAAGUGGGCUCGAAUGAACAAGCUCCAGUUCCCCAAGAUCGACCCCAAAGUCUUUGACCGCGAGGGCCUGAAGGAAUGCUACGUUUUCAAACCAAAGAAAGGAGAGAAGAACUGCCCGACUAUCAUCCACUUUGUCCUGGUCAACAUCAACUUCAGGCAAUUCAAAGCGCCUGGUGUCCCCAGAGAGACUGAGAAGGAGAAGGACUUUGCAGACUUCGACAUCUUUGACGACCCGGAAUCGCCUUUCUCCACUUUUAAUUUCCAGUACUCCAACGAGGCCUUCACCCGACUCCAUGACCUGAUGGAGUUCAACACUCUAAACAACCUGGAGGUGAUCAAAGACGCCAUCAAGGAGUGCAUCGUCUCCCGUAAGGAGAACCCCUCCAACCCCUCCCGCUCCUUCUCCCUCAGCGAGACCCCGAAGAAGAAGUUCCUCAGAAGAGAUCCCCACCCGAAGCCUUGGCAACACUUGGGAAAUGAAAAACAGUAGCCUCGUUCGCUUGUUUGGCCGUAACCUUGGAGACUGUGGAUCAGUGGACUUUAGGGAUUUUUUCUGUGUAGAUUCUACCAUUUUCUUUUUGGAAAGUGCCAUCAUGUCGAUCUCUCCUCUCUGUGUGCUUUUUUAACCAGGAGGAUUUGUUCAACUCGGAUUUGUGUCGCUAAAGAACCGUAAUGUUUACUGUUAAAACUCCUCACGGCUGCGUUCAUGUACAACACAGUUAGAAUUUUUCAUCUGGUUUUAUUUGCACCGAUGUGACUUAGGCUGCUGUUGGUGUUUACUGACCACAAGCAGCUGAUGGGUGUUGUGCCGGUGGGCCUCUGGGGAAAGACUGGAUGUUGAAAACCUCUGCAGGGUGAGUGGGUUGUUACAGGUCACAUCUGGCUCCAUCACAAACUACACAAGACUGUGAAAUCUGUCUUUCAUUUUUUUUAUAUUUACUGAGUUUCGAGCAGUUCUAUAUAUAUAUAUAUAUAUAUAUAUAUAUAUAAUAAAAGUCUGCUCGUCCACCUCACUUUGGUGAAUCGUGUGAAAUUUCCACGCCUGCUUAAACAUUCCUAAUUUAGGCUUUGGUUCACGCUGCCUAGAGCGCAGCUGCAUUUGCAUCUUCCCGAUGAGUUUGGAAGCCGCCGCGCUGUUUGAGCUGCGUGAAUGCUCCGCAGAAAGCCUCACCUGUACCGGAGCUGAACUCUCGUGUAUUGAUCGUGCGACUACACUAUGCAAAUUCUUUGUUCUCUCUGUAUCUGUUUUUAAACCUUGACGGCUCGUCUAAACAUGUAAUCCUGUUUGAAAACAUGGAAGAGGAGCUUGUAACCAUGGUUUUGUUUUAUGGCAACUCCUAAACACGCCAAGUGCACCCCCUCUGGAUACCUCAAACAUCCCAGUGAUGUUGUUUACCCACCUACCGGGAAGGAGCACUCCCUGCUCCCCCGGAGGGAGUGUCUCACAUUAAAGCCACCAUUUUGGGAAAACAAAACUUGACACCAUA
Molecule: messenger RNA, 3679 nt
Organism: Hippoglossus stenolepis (Pacific halibut)
Lineage: Eukaryota; Metazoa; Chordata; Actinopteri; Pleuronectiformes; Pleuronectidae
Gene: pla2g4ab
Product: phospholipase A2, group IVAb (cytosolic, calcium-dependent)
Exons: 19
Coding region: 433-2682 (749 amino acids)
Biological process (GO): glycerophospholipid catabolic process
Cellular component (GO): endoplasmic reticulum; Golgi apparatus; nucleus
Molecular function (GO): calcium ion binding; calcium-dependent phospholipid binding
Source: RefSeq, a predicted model, not a curated record